AAUUGGUCUGCAUUGUUAAGGGAAAAUAAGCAGCGAAUACACAGAGCGUGACAUCAUGUGACAUUCACGCGUACAUGGUUACAAGUGACGUAUUGGUGGUUAUAUAGCAGAGAGAUUGUGGCAGGUAAACACACAAAUCGAUUUUCGCUGAACAGUAGGAAUACAACCAUUAACGAGUCAAAACAUCGAACAACAUAUUCUCAAAAUGGCGUCUUGCUGUAAGAGUCGUCCAUGGUUCUUACCUGUUGCGGGCUUGUGCACAAUUGCGCUGGGGCUGCACAUAUUUGCGCUGUUCCAUCCAGGAUGGAUAAUGAUGAAGCGAGACCUCACGGAAAUUGUCAGGACGGGGGGAUUUGCCGAGCAUUUAGAAGUGAAAGAAGAUGACCUCAUGUUUAAGCCUGAUGCCUCAGUUGUUGAGGAGGAAAAAGAUAUAAAUGAAUGGAUUAAAGAAUCCACCAUUGACCUGAAUCGCAUUGAGUUCGGGCUCCAUUUUGGUCUUUGGAAUGCCCGUAUGUGUGUCCGUGAGAAAGAGACGUCGACCCUUCGCAUCACGGAAAUAACCGAUGUCGAGACGGAUGAGAGUAACGUCGCUCCGAAGGUCACGGAAGAAACCGACGAGGAGAUCGUCCAAAGUGUUCCGAAAAUCGAGAAGAAGUUCGAACACCGCAAGCACGAGAAACACUGCAACUGCAAGAAGAUCUCUACCGCGUGCGCCCUGCUGAACUCCUACGUGUUCGAGGACCCGAUCAACUACGGUGGUCUCCUGAGACGUAACGAGGUCCUCUCCAAAGAGAAUUUCGGCUACGCCAGCCUGAAGGAACACCAAUGGGAGCUGUGCCUGGCGCUCGGGUUCCACGCGCUGGCUCUCCUCUCGUCCAUUGGAGGCUUCUGGAAGGGCUGCAGGUGCGGGGCAACAGCCACCGUGCUCUUCUUGCUGCUCGCAGCUUUCCUGACGAUGGCGCCAAUUAGCCGCUUCGCACGCUACAGCGUCAACAAGAACAACGCCCAGAUUCCGGUCUACGUCAUGCCGCCCGUCUCCGUAAUCAUCGCCGGAUGUGGCUUGUUCGUCACCGUCAUCGCCUCGUUUGUCGCCUUCCUAGGCACAAUGAAGAACUUCCGGGAGAAGCGCCCCGGAAACUGGUACCGCUUCAACAACGAGCUCGAACUUCCUGUGGACGAGGAGAAGAAAUCGAAGCUGGUCUUCGUGAACGAUCCACUUCCGCCGAAACCCGGCAUGGACGUAACUGCGUAAAUGGAAAAUGGCGGGAAAUUUCGAGCAGGUUUUUUUUGUUCUUGUUACAACCUUUUUAUUUGGAGUUUCAACGAUAGAGGGACCGAGCGUUGGGAGUAUUUUUUUCUAAAAUGUUGUAUCCUUUUGUGAGAUAAAAAUGACGGGAAGGAACGUCGGACGUUUUAAUUCUUUAAAUGUUGUAUAGUUUGUUUAGAGAUCGAAAAACGUAUGUAAUACUUAUCUUAAAGAGUUAAAUUGCAAAAACGAUCAAUUUCCACAUGUUUUAUAAUAUGUUUUUCGUGUUUUGUUGAUUGCUUUACUUCAAAAUAUGUAGUAUUUGCAAUUUUUAAAAUUUGAAUUUGCUAUUUGAAAAAAAAUCCGAAACUGUGAUUUGUAUUUUUUUAUUGUUGUAAAAUAUGUUUAUUUCACACAACUUUGUAUCUGUAAUGAACGCACAUCUGUGGGUAAUUUUACCGGUUUAAAUAUACUAAUAAAGGUCUCUUUUAUUUUUAAAUAAUCUCUGCGAAAGGAGUUAUAAGUAUUUUAAAAUUCGCUUCUAUUUUACUAGAUAUAUAUCAACAUGAUUCAAAUAUUAAAUUUUGUGGUAAAUUUAGGCUAGCGCAUCAUGCCUUCUUGUUCUGAAAAUAUUUGAGUUGUAUCACUGAAUUUGUAAAUGCAUUUUGUAUACUUUGUAUGAUACUGUUACUAACACUGUUUCACUUUUAUUAAUAAAAAAUUCUUCGA
Dreissena polymorpha is the source of this 1975-nucleotide messenger RNA. RefSeq lists its product as uncharacterized. The record is from RefSeq and is a predicted model, not a curated record. Bases 206 to 1252 code for a protein of 348 amino acids. The transcript has 6 exons. NCBI's taxonomy places the organism in Eukaryota, Metazoa, Mollusca, Bivalvia, Myida, Dreissenidae.